UAAUAAACUGAAUGGUGGUUCAGAGGUGAUUUAUUUAGUCCGUUGACCUUUGACCACCUAGAGGGAUGGGUGUGUCCCAUAUUAUGUCCGGACUCUCUUGGCAAAACACACCGGAAGGGAGGAGGGUCUGUCUCUGUCGGUCUAGCUAUCUGUCUGUUUGACGUCGGGGGUGUUUGUGAUGGCAGAGCUAGCUCACUAGGAAAGGCGACUAUACCUUUAAGUGAAAGAAAACGAAACAAGUAGCAAUCAGCGGUAUCGCUGGGUUGCCUAGCUAGUUUACUGGACCUACAGGGAAUUUCGAUAUGAUUUUUGUUAAACUAAUUGUCAUGUUUUGCUGCCUGCGAGAUAUUACAGGUCAGUUUGGGAACCCCUUGGAUAAAUAUAUUCGCCAUUAUGAGGGUUUAUCAUAUGACACAGAAGUCCUGCACAACAGUCACCAGAGAGCCAAGAGGGCACUCUCUCCUCAAGACAAGACUGUGCACCUGGACUUCCAUGCACAUGGAAGACAUUUUAACUUGCGGAUGAAGCGAGAUACAACUCUAUUUUCCCCAGAUCUCAUCAUUGAGGUAUCAGGAGAGGUGGCACCCGUUGAUACAUCACAUAUUUACAGUGGAGAAAUCUUUGGUGAAAAGGGCACUCUGACCCAUGGCUCUGUGGUUGAUGGGCGCUUUGAGGGCUUCAUUAAAACCCACCAAGGAGUAUACUAUGUUGAACCCUCGGAGAGAUACCUAAAGAACAAGAAUGUUCCCUUCCACUCCGUCAUCUAUCACGAGGAUGAUAUCAAUUAUCCUCAUAAGUAUGGCUCAGAGGGCGGCUGCGCUGACCACUCGGUGCUUGAGAGGAUGAGGAAGUACCAGGCAUCUGUAGUAGAGGAGCCGCUCAAAGGGGUGAACAGUGUGUCGUCGGAGGAGGAGGAGGAGAGCUCCCAAGGUCCUGUUAUUCUGAGGAGAAAGAGGGCAGCGGCGAAAGAGAAAAACACUUGCCAGCUCUUCAUCCAGACUGACCACCUCUUCUUCAAAUACUACGGCACAAGAGAGGCUGUCAUUGCCCAGAUCUCCAGCCAUGUAAAGGCUAUUGACUCAAUUUACCAGGCCACAGACUUCCUGGGCAUCCGAAACAUUAGCUUCAUGGUAAAAAGGAUCAGGAUAAAUACUACCAACGAUGAAAAAGACAAAACCAAUCCGUUUCGCUUUGCCAACAUUGGAGUGGAGAAGUUUUUGGAGCUUAACUCUGAGCAGAACCACGAUGACUACUGCCUAGCCUAUGUCUUCUCUGACAGGGACUUUGAUGAUGGGGUUCUUGGCUUGGCUUGGGUUGGGGCUCCUUCAGGAAGCUCUGGAGGCAUCUGUGAGAAGAGUAAACUGUACUCUGACGGAAAGAGGAAGUCUCUGAACACUGGUAUCAUCACUGUGCAGAACUACGCCUCCCACGUCCCUCCCAAGGUGUCACACAUUACCUUCGCUCAUGAGGUUGGGCACAACUUUGGCUCUCCACAUGACUCUGGGAUUGAAUGUACCCCUGGAGAGUCUAAGUUGCAAGAUAAAAAGGAGCAGGGAAACUACAUCAUGUAUGCCAGAGCCACAUCAGGGGAUAAACUCAACAAUAACAAGUUCUCAAUCUGCAGCAUCCGCAAUAUAAGUGCUGUUCUGACGAAGAAGAGAGAUGACUGUUUUGUUGAGUCUGGCCAGCCUAUCUGUGGUAAUGGACUAGUGGAAACUGGAGAAGAGUGUGACUGCGGCUACAGUGAUCAGUGUAAAGACGUCUGCUGCUAUAAUGCCAAUGAAGGGGAGGGCCUAAAGUGCAAACUCAAACCUGGAAAAAUCUGCAGUCCCAGCCAAGGCCCAUGUUGCACACCAGAGUGUACUUUCAAGGGCGCGAAUGAGAGUCCGUGCAGACUGGAGUCUGAGUGCGCCCAAGAGGGCAAGUGCAAUGGAGCUACUGCUCUGUGUCCUGCCUCAGAACCAAAGGCAAACUUCACCUCUUGCCAUUCUGAAACACAAGUCUGCCUUAAUGGGGUAUGCUCUGGUUCCAUUUGUGAGAAGUAUGGUAUGGAGGUAUGCACCUGUGCCAGCCAAGAGGGCAAGGAUGAGGCAGCUGAGCUAUGCCACGUGUGCUGCAUGGAGAAAAUGAAGCCCAACACCUGCAGCAGCACAGGCUCAGAGAAAUGGGCCCAAUUUUUCAACAAGAAGACCACAACACUGCAGCCUGGCUCACCCUGCAAUGACUUUAAGGGCUACUGUGAUGUGUUCAUGAGGUGUCGUCUGGUGGAUGCCGACGGGCCUCUGGCAAGGCUUAAGAAAGCCAUCUUUAAUGCAGAACUCUAUGAGAAUAUUGCAGAGUGGAUAGUGGCUCACUGGUGGGCAGUGCUGUUGAUGGGCAUCGCUCUUAUUAUGCUAAUGGCUGGCUUCAUCAAGAUUUGCAGCGUCCACACCCCCAGCAGCAACCCCAAACUUCCCCCACCAAAGCCACUGCCAGGUACACUGAAACGGAGGCAACAGCAAGCAAAUCAACAGGCACAGGGCCAGCGCCUCCCCCGUCAGCACAGAGAGAACUAUCAAAUGGGACAGGUGAGACGCUGAGACGCUGGUCUGCUCUUUGCCUUGGUCUUCCUAGUGCCUACAAUGGGAGCACUUCACUCCAAAGAGUUACCUUUACCACCUAUUGCAAAAUUCAAAGAACUUGCAACUGGAUUGAUUUCAAUGGACAAAGCCCAAAGUGUUUUUUGGGCCUAACAAACUCACUCAGCACCUCUGCUCUGAGAGCCAGAUUAGCAGAGGUUCACACAGCUUUUAUAGGAAAUAAAUCACUUUUCCAAGGAAAGACAGGAGGAGAAAUUCACUGAUCUGUUGUGGUCUUAAUCUUUGAAUGCUUUUUUUUUUUUACAAGAAUGGAGGUGAGAGAAGCAGCUUUGUGUUAGAGUCACCCUCCUCUGUCCUUCAUCUGUGCUACCUUUUUCUUUUCCUGUUCUUCCUCUCUGAAGUGCUGCCAUCAUCAGCACGAUGGCAGGACUGCAAGUCACAUAGGUAUUUACUGCCAAUCAAAAUGAUGCAUUGAGUUGGAAGAAAACUCAUUUCUUUGCCAAUGUUAUUAGAUUGUUUUAAAUCAAAGCACCAUCAAAAGCUUGUUAUUUCUAAAUCAUGUUCUUUUAGUGUUUAAUUACAGGUGUUCCAGUAGUUUUUUUCUGUUUUAAAUUAUAUAGAUUUUCUUUAUGAUGAAGAUUAUUUACUGUUUAAUUCACUUUCUCAGGAUUAAUAAAACAACGGCAAACAAGUGUAUUGAGUGCAAAAGUUGGCUGCAUGCUUAUUUUAGGGUAAAAUCCCUCCUGGCUGAAAUCUG
Molecule: messenger RNA, 3336 nt
Organism: Sander lucioperca (pikeperch)
Lineage: Eukaryota; Metazoa; Chordata; Actinopteri; Perciformes; Percidae
Gene: adam10a
Product: ADAM metallopeptidase domain 10a
Exons: 16
Coding region: 303-2579 (758 amino acids)
Biological process (GO): Notch signaling pathway; membrane protein ectodomain proteolysis
Cellular component (GO): synaptic membrane; plasma membrane
Molecular function (GO): metalloendopeptidase activity involved in amyloid precursor protein catabolic process
Source: RefSeq, a predicted model, not a curated record